Molecule: messenger RNA, 890 nt
Organism: Marmota monax (woodchuck)
Lineage: Eukaryota; Metazoa; Chordata; Mammalia; Rodentia; Sciuridae
Product: chromatin accessibility complex protein 1-like
Exons: 1
Coding region: 14-397 (127 amino acids)
Cellular component (GO): CHRAC; nucleus
Molecular function (GO): protein heterodimerization activity
Source: RefSeq, a predicted model, not a curated record
CGGCAACGGAAAGAUGGCGGACGUGGCCGUGGGCAAGGACAAGUGCGGGGAGCAGCGGCUCGUGUCGCUGCCCCUGUCCCGCAUCCGGGUCAUCAUGAAGAGCUCCCCCGAGGUGUCCAGCAUCAACCAGGAAGCACUGGUGCUCACGGCCAAAGCCACGGAGCUCUUUGUUCAGUACCUAGCCACCUAUUCCUACAGACAUGGCAGUGGAAAAGAAAAGAAAGCACUGACUUACAAUGACUUAGCGAAUACUGCAGAGGAAUCGGACACUUUUCAGUUUCUUGCAGAUAUAUUACCAAAGAAGAUUUUAGCUAGUAAGUACCUGAAAAUGCUUAAAGAGAAGAAGGAGGAGGAUGAGGACGAUGAAGGAAGUGACGAUGAUGAAGCGGAGUCCUAGACCAAGGAAGAAGGCUUCUAGAAAUCACCUGGCCAGGACCCUCCUUGGUGACCCUCUUGCUCUGAAGCAAUCAAAUCACCAUGUGGCUUUGGUUUCCCUUUCCAGAAAUUUCCAGUACAGCAUAUUCCUUCAUGACUAAAACUGAUCAUCUCCUGCAUCUACACCAUGAAGAGCUGAAGGGAAAAUAGUGCAACUGCGGUCUGACAGGCCACCCUGCAGCUGAAACCACUGUCCUUUCCUUUGAACUUGCAGACAGAUUCUGACAAGCUUCUGGAUUAGCUGUGGAUUUAUGAUUUAUAUUCUGAAAUUCUUAUAAGAACUGGAUUUAGUUUCAGCUAAAUAUGUAGUUUAUAGUCAUAUGCUUCCUUUCAGUUAUGUAUUUUUAUAAAAUUUGACUAUGUGUUCAAAUUUUAUUUUUUUAUUGUAAAGAUACUUUUUCUUUUCUAUUAAGGUCUGUACAUAUUUUUACAGUAAUGUGCUUUGUGGAACUAGU